Lecanosticta acicola is the source of this 499-nucleotide messenger RNA. The record is from the annotation of a GenBank genome assembly. NCBI's taxonomy places the organism in Eukaryota, Fungi, Ascomycota, Dothideomycetes, Mycosphaerellales, Mycosphaerellaceae.
AUGGUCGUGUUUGCCCUCCUCAUCAUCAACAAGGCCGGUAUAUAUCGCCCAAGCUUGCCUCACGGUCCCGGUACAUCUCGACUGACGCUGAACAGGUGGUCUCAUCUACAACCGCACCUUUGCCCCAGGCCUCCAGAAGCUCGACUCCAAUGACUAUCUCAUUCUCGCCGGGACUUUUCACGGCAUCCACGCCAUCUCGAGGAGCAUCAACCCGGCGCCGCCCGUACCGCCUCAGCCGGGCAAUCGCAAACCGCCCACGACCGGCAUCGAGAGCCUGGAGAGCAGCCAUUUCCGAUUGACGUGCUUCCAGACACCCACGGGAGUCAAGUUCUUGCUGUUCACCAGCCCGGAGCAGCCGAACACGGCGCUGGUGAUCCGGCGGUGUUACGAGCUCUACGGCGACUUCGUCAUGAAGAAUCCGUUCUACAGCAUGGAAAUGCCCAUUCGCGUGGAGAAAUUCGACAGAGCCCUGGGUGGCUAUUUGCUCAGGCCAUCAUGA